Vitis riparia (riverbank grape) is the source of this 3545-nucleotide messenger RNA. Its product is annotated as receptor protein kinase TMK1-like. Lineage: Eukaryota; Viridiplantae; Streptophyta; Magnoliopsida; Vitales; Vitaceae. Bases 374 to 3280 code for a protein of 968 amino acids. Gene Ontology annotation, molecular function: protein binding; protein kinase activity; ATP binding. The transcript is spliced from 2 exons. The record is from RefSeq and is a predicted model, not a curated record. Gene Ontology annotation, biological process: protein phosphorylation.
AGACGGGAAUAGGACCGGAAGAGUGGAAAAGAGCGAAGCUUGAAGGUUUAGUGUUUCUCUUUGGGGUUUUGGCUCCAAAUUAAUGGAUAUAAACCCUAAAAGAGAAUGCAAUCUCCACGUACCUGUCCCUGUCUGCAUUUGAAACUUCCCUUUUUUUUUUCAACGGGUCGUCUCCAUUUUGAGGCGAAAGGCCCUGUGUUUUCGUGCCAGUUCUUGGUCUUCCAAAUUGUUCAUAGUCUCAUGUUGGGGGGGUGCGUGUGAUCACUCUUUCUUAGCUUUUUCUGGAUCUGGGUCUGGUUUGUUGUAGUCUCUUUUGGUUUGAAGUGAAAUGUUGUUGUGAGGUGCAGUGGGAUCUGUUCAUUUGCUUGUGGGCAUGGAAGGUGAUCAGUCAAAGCUGUGGGUUGUACUGAUUUUGUGCAUCUUCAGAGUGGCUCAUUGUGCUACAGACCCCAGUGACGUGAAAAUUCUGAAUGAUUUCAGAAAAGGGUUGGAGAAUCCGGAGCUCCUCAAAUGGCCUGACGAUGGGGAUGACCCCUGUGGCCCUCCUUUGUGGCCUCAUGUCUUUUGUAGUGGUGACAGAGUUACACAGAUUCAGGUUGAGGGAUUGGGAUUAAAGGGACCUCUCCCUCAGAACUUCAACCAGCUUUCAAUGCUCUACAAUUUGGGGCUUCAGAGGAACCAUUUCAAUGGCAAAUUGCCUUCUUUUCGCGGAUUGUCUGAAUUGCAAUUCGCCUUCUUGGAUUACAACGAAUUCGACACCAUCCCCGCUGAUUUCUUCGAUGGCCUUACGAGUAUUCGGAUCCUUGCUCUGAAUGACAAUCCGUUCAAUGCGACUACUGGGUGGUCUAUUCCUGAUGAGUUGCAGAAAUCAGUUCAAUUGACAACUCUUUCUUUAGGCCAUUGUAAUUUGGUUGGACCCCUGCCGGAAUUUCUAGGGACGUUACCAUCGCUCACAACGCUGAAACUGCCAUAUAACAGGUUGUCAGGGGAGAUUCCGGCGAGUUUUGGGCAAUCACUGAUGCAGAUUCUGUGGUUGAAUGAUCAGGAUGGAGGUGGGAUGAGCGGACCAAUGGACGUAAUUGGAUCUAUGGUCUCCUUGACACAGCUAUGGCUCCACGGAAACCAGUUCACGGGCACUAUUCCGGAGAGCAUUGGUGAUCUAACUUCUUUGAGAGACCUCAAUCUCAACGGAAAUAAACUUGUUGGCCUGGUUCCUGAGAGCUUGGCCAAUAUGGAACUACAGAAAUUGGACUUAAACAAUAAUCAUCUGAUGGGUCCUAUACCAAAGUUCACAUCUGGUAACGUUUCUUAUGCUUCCAAUUCAUUUUGCCAGUCUGAGCCUGGGCUUCAAUGCAGCCCAGAAGUUAACGCACUUUUAGAUUUUCUUGCUGCUGUGAAUUACCCAUUAGGUCUCGCUUCUGAAUGGUCUGGUAAUGAUCCAUGCGAACAGCCAUGGUUGGGGUUGGGCUGCAACCCCAAUUCUAAGGUUUCUAUCGUGAAUCUGCCAAACUUUAGGCUUAAUGGUACUCUCAGUCCUUCAAUUGGGAACUUAGAUUCACUAGUAGAAAUUAGACUUGGGGGAAACAAUUUAACUGGCACCAUCCCAAUGAAUUUAACUAAAUUGACGUCUUUGAAAAAGCUGGAUGUCAGUGGCAACAAUUUUGAGCCUCCAGUACCCAGAUUUCAGGAGAGCGUGAAGGUGAUUACCAAUGGAAAUCCUCGUUUGGCUGGUAACCAAACCGAGCCAUCCCCUCCUCCAGGUAGCCCACCAUCCCCCCCUCCAGGUAGCCCACCAUCCCCUUUUAGUUCACCGCCACCGGCAUUGAACCAUCCACCUGCCCCUCCGGCGGGGUUGAAUCAUAGCCAGCCUAGUCCUGCUGGGGGGCAAGCAGAACCCAAAAGCACUUCCAAAAGAUUAAAAACAGUUAUAAUUGUGGCUGCAAUUUCAGCUUUUGCAAUUCUGGCUAUGUUGGUGAUUCUUCUAACUUUAUACUGCCGUAAGAAGAGGAAGGACCAACUAGAGGCUCCCAGUUCCAUUGUUAUUCACCCCAGAGACCCAUUUGAUCCAGACAACAUGGUUAAGAUUGCAGUCUCAAGUAACACCACUGGAAGCUUGUUCACUCAAACAGGAUCUAGUAUUGAGAGCAGAGAUAGCAGUGGAGUGCAUAAUUCACAUAAGAUUGAAUCUGGAAACCUGAUAAUAUCUGUUCAGGUUCUCCGCAAGGUGACAGACAAUUUUGCACCAGAAAAUGAGCUUGGUCGUGGUGGUUUUGGGGCUGUUUAUAAGGGGGAGCUGCAAGAUGGUACAAAAAUAGCAGUUAAGAGAAUGGAAGCUGGGGUGGUUAGCAACACAGCAUUGGAUGAAUUUCAGGCUGAAAUUGCUGUUCUUUCCAAGGUCCGACACCGACAUUUGGUAUCUCUGUUGGGGCACUCUAUUGAAGGCAAUGAGAGGCUUCUGGUUUAUGAGUAUAUGUCUCAUGGAGCUCUAAGCAGGCAUCUUUUCCACUGGAAGAACCUAAAACUGGAGCCUCUAUCUUGGAAGAUGAGGCUCAGUAUUGCUUUAGAUGUGGCUAGAGGGAUGGAAUAUCUUCAUGGUCUGGCCCGUGAGAGCUUCAUUCAUAGAGAUCUGAAAUCUUCAAAUAUUCUUCUAGGGGAUGAUUUCAGGGCAAAAGUUGCAGAUUUUGGUUUGGUGAAGCUUGCUCCAGACAGAGGGAAGUCUGUUGCAACCAGACUGGCUGGAACCUUUGGAUACCUUGCACCUGAAUAUGCUGUGAUGGGAAAAAUUACAACAAAAGCUGAUGUCUUCAGCUAUGGAGUGGUGUUGAUGGAACUUUUGACUGGAUUAGCGGCACUUGAUGAGGGGCGUUCUGAGGAAUGCCGAUACUUGGCCGAGUGGUUUUGGCGAAUCAAAUCAAGCAAAGAGAAACUCAUGGCUGCUGUUGAUCCUGCUAUUGGUGCUACAGAAGAAACUUUUGAGAGCAUCUCCAUAGUAGCUGAACUGGCUGGACACUGCACAGCAAGAGAGCCAAGCCAUCGUCCUGAUAUGGGGCAUGCAGUAAAUGUACUGUCCCCACUGGUUGAGAAGUGGAAGCCGUUUGACAAUGAAACAGAGAGUUAUUCUGGCAUCGAUUACAGUCUACCACUUCCCCAGAUGUUAAAGGGCUGGCAGGAAGCAGAAACCAAAGAUUUCAGCCAUACUAGCCUGGAGGACAGCAAAGGCAGUAUUCCAGCAAGGCCUGCUGGAUUUGCAGAGUCAUUCACUUCUUCUGAUGGGCGAUGAGUAGAGGUAGUCUCAUGGGAUCGACUGUUCUUGUCUUCGUCUGUUUCAAAUAAAUUGCAUGUUUAGUAUUUAGUUGGUGCCAAUGUUCUGCUUUUCUUUGUCCUCCUAGGAUGCAGUGUCGAGUGUUUUAUACAAUUUAUUGUGUACAGUGAAUACAAGUUAAGAGAAUUGAAGGAUUCCAGAUAUCUCAUUGUUAUUUUGGAUUUGUUCCUUGGCUUGUGAGGAUUUUCAGGAUGCCAAUUAUAAAUUUUGUUUUGCCUUGAUC